This is a messenger RNA of Corticium candelabrum, 1979 nucleotides long. RefSeq names its product probable tubulin polyglutamylase TTLL2. Gene Ontology annotation, molecular function: tubulin binding; tubulin-glutamic acid ligase activity. Lineage: Eukaryota; Metazoa; Porifera; Homoscleromorpha; Homosclerophorida; Plakinidae. The record is from RefSeq and is a predicted model, not a curated record. The transcript has a single exon. Gene Ontology annotation, cellular component: cilium. The coding region runs from base 80 to 1858 and encodes 592 amino acids. Gene Ontology annotation, biological process: protein polyglutamylation; microtubule cytoskeleton organization.
AAUCAGUCACGUGACAACUAAGUGUCGUCAUGAUGCCAACAACAAUAAAGAUCUAGACGUGUGAUAUAAUGCCGGGCCGAUGGCGAGCAGCUUCGUAUUCCGCUCCGACACCUCGUGUCCAGAGCUAGUGAGAGAGGUCUUUCUGUCGCGCGGCUUCCGCGAAUUCGAAGAGAAAGAGGACGACGACCUGACAGGCUGGAACAUUUUCUGGCGCUCGUCUCACUUCUGUUUACGCUAUCACCACGAAUUACGUCCCUACCAGCGUCUCACCCAUUUCCCCAAGUCGAGCACAAUAACGCGCAAGGACGGCCUUCUUCGCUCUCUACGGCGCAUGCAGGCAGUAUACGGUCGCACCGUCUAUGACUAUUUCCCGGAUGGCUACAUACUACCCAACGACUACACGAAAUUCGUCGAGGCCUGUCGUCGUCACUCAUCGCGGCUAUGGAUCUGUAAGCCCGCCGACCUGUCGCGUGGGCGUGGCAUCUCGUUGCUACGCGACAUGAAUGAAUUGACCUAUGACGGUCCGUCUGUGGUGCAGAGAUACAUUUGUGACCCUCUGCUCGUCUCUGGUUACAAAUUCGAUCUUCGUCUCUAUGUUGCUGUCGUCUCCUUUCAGCCGCUUACCAUUUAUAUCCACGAGGAGGGUCUGGCUCGAUUCGCUACCGAAAAGUUUAAUCUCUCAUCACUGCACAAUGUGUAUUCCCAUCUUACGAAUACAUCGAUUAAUAAGUAUUCGCCGACUUACGCACAGGGAAAGGAGGGUAUCGGAUGCGGCUGCAAGUGGACGCUUGGCCAGCUUCGGUCCUAUUUAGCCGGACUAGAACGCGACGAACCGCUUCUCUGGCAGAGAAUUACUCGUAUCGUCAUGUUGACGUUGUUGGCUCAGAUGCCUCUUGUGCCGUUGGUUCAUAAUUGUGUUGAACUGUACGGGUUCGACGUUCUCAUCGAUGAGCAAAUGAAGCCGUGGUUAUUGGAGGUUAACUUUUCGCCGGCUCUACACUGUGAUUGUCGAGUCGAUGUGAUGGUGAAGAAACCGUUACUUAAUGAUCUCAUCGAUUUGUUGGGGUUGAGGAAUGUGGACAAGAUACCGCUCGGUGUGGGAUCAAAAGCGAAAACACGAACAACGUCGUCUGUCGUUUCACGGUCGCAGAAUGUAAGCAGGAUGACGUCUGCUAGAAAAAAGUCACAAUCUUUACCGUCUCGUCAGUUGGGCAAUUUUUGUUCACGCCCAAAGACUCAGACGCAGAGAAGGCACUGGACAGAUGUUCAAGAAACAGGCAGAGUCGCAUCGAGCAAACGGCGAUUACUCACCGCGUGUCUGUCGUCGACACUUCGAUUCAGUUUACACCCUAGCCGAACAACGAGACGUACAUCGGGGACUACCAGAGCACACGCUCACUCAGCAAGACAUCCUCAUGUCGUUCAGAGUACAAACCAUUCUGUACCUCAUUUGGGGACAACAGAAUGUGAUGAGACGUCUGUGGGUAUUUCUUCAUUCGAAGACAGAUCGAACAAGUCUAGUUUCUCACAGCCAAAUCCGAGUCAUGUGACCUAUAAUAAUACCGACGAUUUGUCGACAACACCAUUCUUAUAUGGAACUACAAGUGACAUAAACCGAUUUCCAGACGGAUGCACGAACACCGUGUAUGGAGACGGAUUACCCAAAACCCGAUUUCACGGUGUGAACGAAACAAGAAAACUGCCGUCGCGAGUCGGUGGCUUUGUCCUCGUCUUUCCAUUCAACGAAGCUACGAGGAGAGCAUCGUGUGCAACGACGUUGGACAUUCGAGUUAUUACUCAGGAAAUUCAGAAAGAGGUGAAACAAGGAUCGACACGGUGGGCUCCAUUAUUACUCUAACAUAUAGCCGGUUGGUUGUCCGUGGAGCCGUUAUAUUUAUCUAUAUAAGCAAGUGAUGAUUUACUUGUGCCGAUGGGAGUUAUUUCUUGAAAUCAGUUUUGUAAUAAAAUGUCAAAGGAAA